UAUCUGUUCUAAAGAGAAUUGCCGGCCAUUGCCAAAAUACGAAUCCGCGAGGGAGCCGAAGCGGAAAAUUGACCAGUCUCUAUUUGCAGAGUUAUUUCUAUUCAAGACCGAUAAAAUACGUUGUAAAAGAACUGGAAACCAUGGCAACGCUUUUGAGAGCGUUUGGUCGCUUUUUCACGAAGCAUCCUUUGGCAGGCAACGGCAUUGUGUAUGGCACGUUAUACGUUGGAGCAGAAUUUUCGCAGCAAACAAUCACUCGAAAAUUCUUAACCGACCCUCCGCAAAAUAUCGAUCGGCCUACACUAGCACGUUACGCCAUCAUGGGUACCUUCAUCUAUUCGCCAAUCCUUUAUAACUGGUACAAGUGGCUGGAUAAAACGUUUCCCGGCACGACGAAACGAAUUAUUGUAAAGAAGCUGCUGUUGGACCAGUUCAUAUUGACGCCACCGUUAUUGGUUAUAUUUUUCACUGGCAUGUCCCUAAUGGAACGACAAUCAUCCGCCACCGAAGAGUGCCGUCAAAAAUUCGUGCCCACAUUUGCAAGGUCAUGCUUAUUCUGGAUGCCGGCCCAAACACUAAACUUCAUCCUCGUGCCACCAAAGUUCCGCGUCGUUUACGUGGGAUCGUGUGCCUUUGCAUGGGUAAAUAUCCUUUGCUGGGUCAAACGUCAAAAGAUGAAAAGCUCAAGUUAAGCAGACAAGAGAUAUACGCAAGAAAAAAAAAUUUUCACUCGCUAACCAACAACGACUCUAAGUAGCAUUUAGAUAGGACAUUAUAAUUAGAUAGGAUGCGUAUACAUUAAUUAAAAAAAAGGGUUAUGUAGGUUUUUAUGAACAAUUUUUUUUAAUUGCGCUAUCAAUGAGACAAACAAAUUGAUUGCUAUUAGAAUAAAACAUAAAUUAAACUUCUAAGCAGCAUUUGGCAUAACUACAACGUUUGCUGACAUAAGUAACAAUGUAAUGAGACAACUGGUUCAGGUCUUUUUUUAAUGACCCAAAUAAAAAAACAACUGU
This is a messenger RNA of Anopheles nili, 1013 nucleotides long. Its product is annotated as mpv17-like protein. Lineage: Eukaryota; Metazoa; Arthropoda; Insecta; Diptera; Culicidae. The transcript has 5 exons. The record is from RefSeq and is a predicted model, not a curated record. The coding region runs from base 141 to 692 and encodes 183 amino acids. Gene Ontology annotation, cellular component: cytoplasm; membrane.